Molecule: messenger RNA, 1545 nt
Organism: Alternaria burnsii
Lineage: Eukaryota; Fungi; Ascomycota; Dothideomycetes; Pleosporales; Pleosporaceae
Exons: 4
Coding region: 1-1545 (514 amino acids)
Source: RefSeq, a predicted model, not a curated record
AUGCCGGCCGUACGCGACCACUACAGUGCCAUUGCGAACAUGGCGCCCCGACAGCCUGCUCUAGACGUCCCAGCCAUUGUCUUCGCUGCGCCCAAGACAGCGCCCAUGGCCAAGCGACAGAACGUCAUAUACACCCAGCAAGGCAUAAUACCCACCUACUACAACCUCUCCGGCCCGGAGCCAGGCACCGUCGUCGGCAUAGUCCUAGGCAGCGUGGCCGGCUUCCUCCUCAUCUGCUGGCUCAUUCAGUCGCUGAUGAACACCAACAAUAGGACGGGCACGACGACGGCCAUGGCGGGAGAGGAAGAGAUUGUAGUGAAAAGGCGACGCAAUUCACAUGGCGGACGCAGCUCGCGACGCCGGUCUGAAGUGCGCGAGAUUAGCAGGAGCCCAAGACGGAAUAGUGGGCGGUCGCAGAUUAUUGUCGAGGAGAGGAGGCAAUCGGCGCCAAGAGCGAGGAGCAUCAUCGUCGAGGGACGGCAUCGUGUACCGGGCGAUGAUGUCGUCGAGGUCAUUGAAGAACACGAGGACUACCGCGAGAGGAGAGGCACCCGCGGAGGCCGGGGAUACCGCCUCAUGUUCUCACGCAUCGCACAAUCUUUCAAAAAAGAGACGGCACCAUCCUCCAGCAGGACCCAUCGCUCUGCCAGAAACAUGAGCAGCAACUCUAGUACGACAAUGUUCCGCGGCCUACCCGUUAUCCCGGAUGAAACCUACACCACAAACACUCCACGCAAAAUCUCCAAAUCUUUCCUCGCCGCCGAAGUGGAAGAGGGUGUCGGAAUGCGCGGCCAAGAAACAAUCUCCUACAUCAUUUCCGGCGGCGUCGACCACGAAGACUUCGCGGGCAACAGAGGCACGCUCGAGGCUGGAGACUUGCAAUUCAUGACUGCGGGGAGGGGCAUCAUGCACAGCGAGAUACCCAUCCACAACGACAACGGGGAACCCAAUGUAGGCAUGCAGUUGUGGGUUGACUUGCCCAAAGAAUUAAAGUACUGCGAGCCGAGGUAUCGAGAUCUCAAGGCCAAGGAGAUUCCUGAAGCGGUGGAAGAUGGCGGCAGAGUCCAUGUAAAAGUUAUAAGUGGCCUAGCAUUUGGUGUCGAAAGCAAAAAGGAACUCUCCUACACUCCAGUUUGGUACCUGCACUUCACCGUGCAACCAGGCGGUUCCUUGCACCAGUCUUUACCGCGGACUUGGAACGCCUUUGCCUAUGUCCUCGAGGGCGUUAUUCAAGUGUCUAACGGCAGCGACGCCAAAUCUCCGUCGCGAUCAAUCGGACAAUUCCACAUGGCCGUCUUUGAACAAGAGGGGGACAGCGUAUUCAUCAGCGUCAGCGCGGAUGCAAAAGUGGCUGCAAACUUCAUCCUGGUUGCGGGUUUGCCGCUGGACCAGCCGAUUGUUCAGUACGGCCCGUUUGUGGUUACGAGUAGGGAGGAGGUGCAGCAGGCGGUGAGGGAUUUCCGGAGGGGGGAGAAUGGGUUUGAGAGGGCUGUGGGUUGGGUGAGCGAGAAUAGUAGGUCGAGGAGGAAUUCGGUCGUGGUGUGA